This is a messenger RNA of Penicillium lagena, 675 nucleotides long. RefSeq lists its product as uncharacterized. Lineage: Eukaryota; Fungi; Ascomycota; Eurotiomycetes; Eurotiales; Aspergillaceae. The transcript has a single exon. Gene Ontology annotation, molecular function: oxidoreductase activity, acting on paired donors, with incorporation or reduction of molecular oxygen; iron ion binding; heme binding. The record is from RefSeq and is a predicted model, not a curated record. Bases 1 to 675 code for a protein of 224 amino acids.
AUGGCCGGCGUUGAUGAUUUCCGUUUGGUUGAGAGCAAUGAUCCCACGGAGAUUUAUGCGCAGUUUGAUCAUCUGAGGUCCAAGUGUCCUGUUGCACACACCUCAGAUAAUGGAGGGUUCUGGAUGCUCUCUCGGUACGAAGAUGUCAAAAACUGUGCUUCCGAUUGCAGUUUGUUUGUAUCAUCAAGGAAAGCAGUCAUUCCCAGUGAUCCACGUGGUAUUCGCCGGCCGCCACUUAACACCGAUCCCCCAGCGCACACACCGUACCGAACUGCCCUUGAUCGAACCUUGAAACCCGCGAGGAUCCAACGGCUUGAGCCUAUCAUAAGAGAACAUGCUGAACGCGAGUUUGCCAAGACCGUCCAGAAAGGCGAGUCAGAUAUAUGUGCAGAUUUCGCUGCAUCAUUCGCCGCCUGGGUCGAAGUCAGCUGGUUAAAUCUCAACGACGAUAUGGCACCGAAGCUGGCUGAAACAGCUUCAAAGUGGAUCAACGCCUGGAGAGAGCAAAAUGGUCCCGAAACAAGUAUCCAAUCAGAAAAGAUGUAUGACAUGGCAAGGGCUCUAUUCCAUGAUAGACGAAUGUCCCCCAGAGAUCCUGAACAAGAUCCUGCCUCCUCUCUGCUGCUGGAGAAGGAUGGUGAAGGACAGCCAUUAAGUGACGAGCUGUUAAUGUGA